CUUAUCUAUAGUACAAUAUCUAGUAGACACGUGUGACGUUCCUCCUGAUCAACCAGACAAUAGCAAUAACACUGCAUUUCUGUACUCAGCAAUGGGGGGCCAUUCUGACCUAGUGGAAUUCUUUAUUGAGAGAAGUUGUAAUAUUUCUCAGAUUAAUUUUAAUAGUACCUCUUUAUCAUUAUUAGCUUGUUUAAGUGGAGAGUUAGCAUUAGUCCACAAGCUUGAAUCAUUAAACCUCUUCUCACCAGAUGACAUAACAAUGUCAGGGGCUGGUAUACUACAUUAUACUUGUUAUUCUAUGAAUAAUAAAAGUGUUGAGCUUUUUAAGUAUCUUUUAAAUCGAUAUCAAUUAUCCAUUGAUGUAAAGGAUAAAAAUAAUAGGACUCCACUUCAUUAUGCUUCAUGGUAUGCUUCAUCAUCAGUUGUUGAGUAUAUUGUUAGUAUUCAAGGUAAUGAAGCAUUAUUAGUUAAUGAUAAUGAUGGUUGGUCAUGUUUACAUUAUACAUGUCAUGCAGGUAUACAGAUUCCAGCUGGUAUUGUGUGUAGUAAGCUUAUGGCACAAAGUGAUGCAUCAGUUAUUGAGAUUAUUAAUAAUACUAGAAUAAAAACAAAUAUUGAUUUUAUCAAACGAAAUGAAAGAGUUAAAAUGUUUUCUUCACUUCUCAAGAAAGCUAGCACUUACCCUAACUUUAACAUCAAUGCCACUACAAAUGAUGGUAUGUCAUUACUUCAUUUAACAUCAUGGGGUGGCAGUACAUUGCUAGUGAAAGCAUUAGAAGAAUAUAAUAUCAAUUGUACUUUAGAUAAUGAUGGUAUGUCUCCAGUACAUUAUGCUGCCUGUUCAGGUUCUACUAGUGUAUUAAGUUAUAUCAUAUCUCAGUAUAAUCUCAAUGCUAAUGAUACUGAUACUAAUGGUCGUACACCAUUAGUCUACUCCUGCUGGUCAGGUAGUAUUAAUUCUGUUAAAUAUCUUAUUAAUAAUCAUAACAGUGAUCCUAAUAUCACUAGUAAGUAUGGUAUGACUUGUCUCCAUCAUUCUUGUUGUCAUGGUCAUAUUGGUAUCACUCAAUAUCUCAUUGAGGUACAGCAUUGUGAUAUUAAUAAAACAGAUAAUGAAGGACGCACGUUAGUACAUCAUGCUGCACUGAGUGGUAACUUUGAUUUAGUUGAGUAUCUUAUUACUGAACAAGGUUUUUCUCCUACUGCAGUUACUAAGAAUGGCCUCACUGCUUUACAUUAUGCCUCACUGUCUCUUAACUUACCUCUUGUUAAAGAAUUAAUAACUACCUAUCAGUUAGAUCCUCAUCAAGCUGACAGUAAUGGUAAACUACCAAUUCAUUAUGCUGCCGAAUCUGGUGAUAUUUUACUACUGGAAUUAUAUGUGAAGGAUUACAAGUGUAGUCUGAGCCUAACAGAUAAGGAUCGCUGGAAUAUAUUUCAUUAUUCAUCAUUCAAAGGUCACCUUCAUUUUAUCAAACAUGUCACCAGUCAUCAUUCUCACUCCAUCAGUUUAUUACACUCCAUUGACAAGAAGGGACACAUGCCAUUGCAUUCUGCACGUCAGAAUGAACACACUCAAUUGGUUAAAUUUCUAAUAGAAGACAUGAAGUGUGAGACUAAAGAAAACGAUGAUUGUAUGUUACUGUAACUAACAAUGGAGUGGCUCCUAU
Amphimedon queenslandica is the source of this 1670-nucleotide messenger RNA. Its product is annotated as putative ankyrin repeat protein RF_0381. The coding region runs from base 92 to 1648 and encodes 518 amino acids. Lineage: Eukaryota; Metazoa; Porifera; Demospongiae; Haplosclerida; Niphatidae. Gene Ontology annotation, molecular function: protein binding. The transcript has a single exon. The record is from RefSeq and is a predicted model, not a curated record.